UGUUCCUUCACAGAUACAAACCAGUGGGUCAUGUACUCACAGUUUUCUUUUGUUGAGAACAUUCCCAGAGUGAUUUUCUUUCUUUUUCUUUUUUCCUUUUUAGGAACAAAACAUUACCCUUUCAUUUGUACUGCCUCCUUCCACACGAAUGCCCCUUUGGCCAAAGAAGAUUAUUACCAGAUAUUAGGAGUGCCUCGAAAUGCCAGCCAGAAAGAGAUCAAGAAAGCCUAUUAUCAGCUUGCCAAGAAGUAUCACCCCGACACAAAUCAGGAUGAUCCCAAAGCCAAGGAGAAGUUCUCCCAGCUGGCAGAAGCCUAUGAGGUUUUGAGUGAUGAGGUGAAGAGGAAGCAGUACGAUGCCUACGGCUCUGCGGGCUUCGAUUCUGGGGCCAGCGGCUCCCAGCACAGCUACUGGAAGGGAGGCCCCACUGUGGACCCCGAGGAGCUGUUCAGGAAGAUCUUCGGGGAGUUCUCAUCGUCUUCGUUUGGAGAUUUCCAGACUGUGUUUGAUCAGCCUCAGGAAUACAUCAUGGAGUUGACAUUCAAUCAAGCUGCAAAGGGGGUCAACAAGGAGUUCACCGUGAACAUCAUGGACACCUGUGAGCGCUGCGAUGGCAAGGGGAACGAGCCUGGCACCAAGGUGCAGCAUUGCCACUACUGCGGUGGCUCCGGCAUGGAAACCAUCAACACAGGCCCUUUUGUGAUGCGUUCCACGUGUAGGAGAUGUGGUGGCCGCGGCUCCAUCAUCAUAACGCCCUGUGUGGUCUGCAGGGGAGUAGGACAAGCCAAGCAGAAAAAGCGAGUGAUGAUCCCUGUGCCUGCAGGAGUCGAGGAUGGCCAGACCGUGAGGAUGCCUGUGGGAAAAAGGGAAAUUUUCAUCACGUUCAGGGCAGACAUCCACUCCGACCUCUUUAUUUCUAUAGCUCAAGCUCUUCUUGGGGGGACAGCCAGAGCCCAGGGCCUGUACGAGACGAUCAACGUGACGGCCACUUCAUUCUCUGUAUGCGCCUCAGAACCUUCUCCAGCUUCUUUGUGGGGAACCUUGGGGAGGCUAACGAGCCGGCAGCAGAACCUGAUCCUGAGCUACGCCGAGGACGAGACAGAUGUGGAGGGGACAGUGAAUGGCGUCACACUCACCAGCUCUGGUGGCAGCUCCAUGGAUAGCUCCGCAGGAAGCAAGGCUAGGCGUGAGGCUGGGGAGGACGAGGAGGGAUUCCUUUCCAAACUUAAGAAAAUGUUUACCUCCUGAUAUCCCAGCUGAGGAAAAAGAUCCACUGGAAACUAGGCCAGGAAGCAGCAGCCCCUCCCAGGGCCAGGGCACCUGGGAGACGAGAGGAUUCCAGAACAGCAGCACUGAGCUCCCACCCGCAGAGCCUCUGGACGGCCUUGACAACAGCAAAAUCAUGGGACAACACCUCUCUCCACACAAAGGUCACAGUGGACAGCCUGGGCAGUAGGAUGCAGCCCCGAAGGCUGGUGGCAGUUUCCUGUCCAUGGGUAGGUGACGGCCCCUGGCUCAGGCAGAGGGAGACGGUUAGACUCUUGUAGGGCUAAAACUCUAAUUUGGAAUUGAAUGUUGUGGAGAUCUUAAUUAAAGGCCACACUUACAGCUUAGAAAUGAAGGCUUAAGUGGCACCAAGUUACAAAGUGAUUUAUUUCCUUCUCAGCAAACCUCCGGGAGGUUCCAGAAUGAGUUCUUUCUCACAGGUUGUCUUCAUGGGAGCCUGGGGCCCCCCCAGGCCCCACCAGCUCCGUCCUCCCCUGAUGAGGGGCCCUGCUGAGUUGUCAGCUGCUCUGCUCAGUUAGUCUUUAUUCCCGGGGUACCAGGCAGCUGCACACUCGGGGCCUGGGAGGCACAUAGAGGCCCAGAGAGUCCAUGGGGGUUCUGCUCCUGACCGUGUGGGUGGUGGUGAUCCUUGUCAGGAUAGACAGUCCUUGCUCCCACCCCAUCCAGGAUGGCCGCCUGUUGCUGACCAUUGAGUCCUGUUGUUGUAAGCCAGGCAUGGAGGGCUCCUGCCCUUCUGCUGAGCCACAGCCCUCUGCAGCACUGUGCUGGCCAGAUUUCAGCUGCCUUGGGAACUGAAGCCCUGCCACUGUUGCUAGCCAGGGGCUUGGUUCUCCCACUUACACUGUUGACAUCUAUUUUCUGAAGUGUGUUUAAAUUAUUCAGUGCUAAUCAUUGUUUUUUCCUGUGUAAAUGUUGAUUCAGAAAAGGAAAGCACAGGCUAAGCAGUUAAAGGCUCCCCACCAUUCAGCCAGAGCAGAACCCCUAUUCCCCAGCCUCUGCUGGUAGCAUGUCGCAGUUUCCAUGUGUUUCAGGAUCCUUGGGCUGUUGUCAGACAGGUUAAUGAAGAAACAUUUCUCAAUAGUUUCCUUUUUGUUUUCCUUUAUAAUUCACUAAAAUAAAGCAUCUAUUAGUGUCUGAUUUAGGAAUGUAAAAUGAUUCUGUAUUAAUGUAAAUAAGAUUAUCUAUUGCAAAAAGAUAUUUAAAACCUAAA
Messenger RNA from Mandrillus leucophaeus (drill), 2497 nucleotides. RefSeq names its product DnaJ (Hsp40) homolog, subfamily A, member 3 (gene DNAJA3). Gene Ontology annotation, molecular function: heat shock protein binding; protein kinase binding. The record is from RefSeq and is a predicted model, not a curated record. Gene Ontology annotation, cellular component: mitochondrion. Gene Ontology annotation, biological process: mitochondrion organization; negative regulation of apoptotic process. The transcript is spliced from 11 exons. Lineage: Eukaryota; Metazoa; Chordata; Mammalia; Primates; Cercopithecidae. The coding region runs from base 31 to 1248 and encodes 405 amino acids.